This is a messenger RNA of Platichthys flesus (European flounder), 2445 nucleotides long. RefSeq lists its product as uncharacterized. Lineage: Eukaryota; Metazoa; Chordata; Actinopteri; Pleuronectiformes; Pleuronectidae. The record is from RefSeq and is a predicted model, not a curated record. The transcript is spliced from 9 exons. The coding region runs from base 434 to 2278 and encodes 614 amino acids.
AUACACACAGCAAGUGUCCAACAAAAUGUAUUCAAUAUAUGGUGCUAGUAUAUUCCAAGUGACGGGUACACAAGCACACAACUGCAGCUGAAACUCUAGGUUUAUUAUGUUACAUCCAAUACACUUCCAUGAUUAUUAAGAGACUAUUGGUGCUCACAAAUUAAACUUGUAAGUUUGUGGUUAUGACGUCAUGCACAUUGUGUUUAAGUCGUAAGAACAUUGCUGCAAGGCAAAGUUUUACUGAGUCACAAAACAGGAAAUGCAUAGAGCUCUUUUUAUGAGGAAGCGAUUUUUUUACAAGUUGAGAUCUGACAAACCGUCUCACACAGACAAGCAGACCAAUCUGACUUCAGUCUUUCAUUUUCUCUGAGAUAGAUUUUUACUUUCAUAAAAAGUCAUACUUCCUGUUGAGAAGCUGAAGACAACACUGGCCAUGUUGUCGUCAGGAGCAGAAUGUGUGUUCAUGGGUUUGUUCCUGUACAUCUCAGGGGGAGGAGCAAACAGCAUCUGUGCCGUAAAAGGUUCAUCAGUGGAUCUACACUGCUCAGCUCAAUGUCCCACAUCAAGUAUGAAAUGGUUCACUGUUCGCGGGGAGGGCAACAAGAAGGUUCCAGAUCAGAUCGUUGUUGAUGGAAAACAUGUGAACAUAUCUGAAGAGAGCAACUUCACUAUGACGAUCAAUGAUCUGAGAGAGAGUGAUACAAACUUUUACUGUUGUAGUGACGUUAAUGACAGAUGCCAGGGGAGAGUCAUUCAGCUCCUUGUUGCAGACCUGCAGGUGAAGGUGUUUCCUGCCACAGGAGAAAAGACAGUGUCACUGAAUUGCAGCAGCAGUUGUCCUCUGACUGAAAGACCUGUGGUCUAUAUCUGGUACAAGAACACAGAGUUUCUCUAUGAGGACUUGUCUCCUUGGUACCAGGAGCUAAUCAGCAGCGAGGAAUCAGUCACAUACUCCUGUGCUGUCAAAGGCUACAAGCAUCUCAGAGCCCCUGAAGUCUCAGUGGAUUCUCUCACAUCAGCCUGCUUCACUGUGACCUAUGCUAAAGGCAGAAUGUGCUCAAAUCAGCAGAGACCAGAAGAUGAGCCGUGCUCCAUCACAUAUCCCAGAGAAAUACAAGUUCAUGUUCAAAAGACUGAAGACAAAGACCAUGUCAAACUGGCCUGUAACACCAGCUGUCCACAGACCGAAGCUCAAAACAUCACAUGGUACAAAAACAGAGGAUUGGAGCAGGAACCACAACCAGUUCCCAUCUCCUCUCGUGCCUCUUACUCCUGUGCUGUAGAGCACUUGUUCUCAGAUGAGGUCUGUAUUCAGGAUCUAAACUGCAUCACAGUGAAUUAUGUCGACAGGAGGAUCUGUGCUCUGCGAGGUUCCUCAGUGAACAUCUCCAGUGAAUACUCUUAUCCAAAACACCAGCAAGCGAAUUCUUUAUUGUGGUAUAAGAAUAGGAGAAGUGAUUUGGCGGCUGGUGAAGAACUGAUAACGAAUACAGAUCGUAUUAAGUUUCAUGAAGUGAUGAACCGCUACAUCCUGACAAUCAAUAAACUGAACAAGAAUGACUCAGCAGAAUACAUAUUCAGAAUAGGAAGUGAUGCAGGGAGAUGGUCGGCUGCUCCUGGGGUGACUUUGGUCGUCACAGAUCUGAGAGUGAAGUUUAGUCCUUCUGAGGAGGUGACCGAGGGGCAGAGAGUCACGCUGACCUGCAGAACCAUUUGUCCUCUGACGGACAACAUGAACUACAUUUGGUACUUGAACAAUCAACCUCUGAAUCUGACAAAAACACUAAGCAAGUACCUGGUUCUAGACCCCGUCAGCAGUGAACAUGAAGGAAACUACUCCUGCAAAGUUAAAAUGCUCCAAAAGAGCUCUCAUCAAAAGAUGCUCACUGUCCACAGUAAAAUCAAAGAGACUCAAACAGCCAUAGGAUAUGUUGCUCUUCUCCUGGUUGUAAUACCCAUCAUCGUCUUCUUGUGGAUCAGAAGAAAGAAGACUUCCAUCCAGUCUCCUAGAACUGAAACCUCUGUCAACUUGGAGGAGAUAAGCCCAGAUCAUGAGUACGACGACAUCUCAGCUCAACCAGUAGAGGAGGAUGAUAUUCACUAUAGCAGCAUUCAACUCCCCAACAACAGAGAUGCUCUCUACUCACAGAUUCAGCCACAUCAGCCCCAAGAAGAAGAGCAAAGCCCCUAUGAUGUUGUCAGCUUUACAACCAAAACAACACCUGAGCAAACAUCUGUUAUUACAAGUGAUUCAGACUUUGUGACAUCUCAGAAUUAAAAGCUGCCUCAGACCAUAUUCAUUAUUUUAUAUGUUUGUGUUAAUAGGCUACUUUGAUUGUAAUGGCAAUAACUUAACAUGUUACCUGCUAUGCUGAAUGUAAUUAAAGAGUCUUGUGAUGAAAAUGAGAAGUAAAAAUAUAUAUUUGAAUAAAUGUUUUUUUCACA